AUGUAUACGACGCCCUCGCUACACGAGGCCACUAUAUCUUCGGCUAGAUCAGCUUUGAAGUCGAUAACUUUUGUUCUUGCAGGUCGAACAACCCUCUCGGAGCACUGCCCCACAGAACACAUCGAAGUCGACUACGCUAUAGCCGAACGCUCACCGUAUCUUCGCAUCUACCUCCCACAGCACGUGCGCGAUGACCGACCUUUACUGCCUAUUCAGCUCGGCGACAUCGAUCCAGCAGGCUUCAGGCUCUACAUCGAGUGGCUCACAACCAGCAUUGUCAAGUUCUCCGAUCAGCGAUCUCUUCAACUCCGCUCAUGUAUCGACCUCAUCUACGCGCACAUCGUCGGCUCCGCGUUCUCGCAACCCAACUUUCAGGAUUACAUCAUCGACAAGCUAACUUCUGUUCUGGACCCGGCGCAAACGUUCGAUCAGAAGAUUCUUGAAAUGCUGUAUUUGGAAAAGCAUGCGUCGACGUUACUACGGAAGUUUGUUACGGACAAGAUGUUCGCGUAUGACAGGAGGAUGCUGGGUAUGCUUCGAAAUUCUGUGGAGGACAUUGUGACUGGGAUCAGUGAUGUAAAGGGGUGUGAAUACCAUAUCCAUGAUGACGGAGUGUGUUAUAGGAAUGGAGGGCCGGGUGAGUUUGAAGAGAUGGAGAGAGGUAACGACCCAGGAGGGAAGAAGGGGAGUAUUGACGAUGAUCCGGAACUUAAUGCCAUGGCAGCGCAAUAUCUAGGCAAAUCAACGACCGCUUCAAGAACGGACAACUACGCCUACAACUGCUACUUCGCUAAGAUCAUCGAACUACACAUCUGUCUCUCGACCAUCCUCACCGUUAGAUCUCAUACCGCCCUCCCUCCGCCCAGGCACACCCCUACCAUCCACGCAUCCAACCCGCAACCUGACCUUCGCCCCUCUCCCGAAAUCACACCGCACAACACCUAA
Messenger RNA from Alternaria novae-zelandiae, 945 nucleotides. RefSeq lists its product as uncharacterized. The record is from RefSeq and is a predicted model, not a curated record. The transcript has 2 exons. Bases 1 to 945 code for a protein of 314 amino acids. Lineage: Eukaryota; Fungi; Ascomycota; Dothideomycetes; Pleosporales; Pleosporaceae.